Messenger RNA from Physella acuta, 2045 nucleotides. RefSeq names its product leukocyte surface antigen CD53-like. The record is from RefSeq and is a predicted model, not a curated record. Gene Ontology annotation, cellular component: plasma membrane. Lineage: Eukaryota; Metazoa; Mollusca; Gastropoda; Physidae.
GAAGAUUUGACUGUUUAAAAUACAGACCUCAAUAGGGACUGAAACUUCUUUUUGUUCAUUAAUCUAGAACGUUAAUUGAUUUCAAGAUGGGCCAGUGUGUUGGAUGCCUCAAGUACAUACUCUUUAUCUUCAACUUCUGUCUUUGGCUGCUGGGAUGCGGGUUGCUGUCAGUUGGGAUAUGGCUAAAGAUGGACGACCGUGGUGAUCACUACGUGCAGGCGGUGACCGAGAAGGUGAUCGAUGGCUACAAGAUCAGUUACAGUGACGUAGGGGAUAUCAACGUUGGUGACGUCAUGAUCUACUUGCUGAUCGUCUUCGGCAUUAUCCUCAUCCUCGUGACGUUUAUCGGCUGCUGCGGCGCUGUCAGAGAGAACAUGUGUUUACUAGUCACGUUCUCCAUCUGCCUCUUUAUUCUAAUGGCGGCCUUGCUGAGUGUUGGGACAUGGGCGUUCAUCAGCAAGAAGAAUGUCAACACUCAAACAGAUGACCUGAGGGCAAAAACGACUGAAAUCUUGAAUAAAGCAGUCAUGACGUAUGAUAAUGACCCUGAAUCUAUGGAGCUGAUGGACCUUGUACAAAAUAGUCUUCGCUGCUGUGGAGUGAAUGGAACCAGGGACUACCUGAAGAAAGUCCCACAGAGCUGCCCUAGUCUAGCCUCUACCAGAAACAGAAUACAGGGCUGUAGCUGGUACUACUUCUAUAGAGUAGCAGAAGAGAUCAGAAAAUUUCUCGAGAAGCGCUUCAACAUCCUCGCUAUUAUUUCAUUUUGUGUUGGAUUUAGCUUGGGCCUAGGUAUCGUGAUUUCAAUGUUGCUCUGUUUCUUUGUGAGAAAAUCAACAAGGCUUGUCGUUUCGUAGUUCAUUAGCAUGUGGUGUAGGCGGGAGGUUCAAGACUUCACGAUAAAGGAAUAAGACUUUAAGUUAACUAGUGAUGAGGACAGUACUAGUUAUGUCACAACUAUGGUACUUUUUUAAAUGCAGCUUAUCGCAACACUUUAUUCAUUGUCAUAUAUAGGAAAAAACUUUUUGAAUACUGAAAGUAAUGAAAGAUAUAUUAGUUAUUAGAAAAAUUAUAAAAUGUGCACAAUUCACCAAAAACAACACUUUUAGCUAGGACUCCACAUUUAACGUUCUGUAGAUUUUUUUAAAGGAACUGACUAAAUAUCUUAUAGAUAUGUCUACUAGUGGGGUCAUGCAGAGAUACUCACUACCCAUGGGACUGAUAUAUGUAUUACCUUUGGUCAGAGAUCCCUUUGGGUUAGAGGUCCCUUUGGGUUAAAGAUCCCUGCUCCCUUUGGUUCAGAGAUCCCUUUGGGUUAGAGGUCCCUUUGGGUCAAAGAUCCCUGCUCCCUUAACUUAGGGCCAGUGAUACAUGUGGGUUAGAGAUCAAUGACAACUUUGGGCAAACGAACAAAGAUCUCUGCUACCCUUAAGCCAGGAAUGACUGCUAUCUUUGGGACAGAGAUCCCCACUUUAUUUAACUCAGAGAUCCCUGCUCUACUUAGGUCAGAGAUUCUUGAAAUAUAUUUAGGUUAAGAUCCCUGAAAUAUUUAAAACAGAUCCCUGCUCUAUUUAGGUCAGAGAUUCUUGAAAUAUAUUUAGGUUAAGAUCCCUGAAAUAUUUAAAACAGAUCCCUGCUCUAUUUAGGUAAGAGAUUCUUGAAAUAUAUUUAGGUUAAGAUCCCUGAAAUAUUUAAAACAGAUCCCUGCUCUAUUUAGGUCAGAGAUCCGUUAUAUUUGGGUCAGAGAUCCCUGUUAUUUUAGGUCAGUGAUACUUGUUAACAUUAAAGCAUAUUUUCCCAUAGAAGAGAUCAUAACCCCAGUUAGCUAAGUGCAUAAAUAGUAUCAAGGAACCUUAACUUCUGUAAAAGUCGGUUCCCUAUCAAAAGUCACAUUUAAAAAAUGGUUAUCGUAAAACAAACAGAAAGCAUAUGGAAUACCGGAAGAAAAAUAUAUAUCAAACAAAAUACAUUUGUCUAUGUGUGAAUACACUUUGGGAAUUUUAUCUUUUUUUUAAGGGAUCGCGCAUAAACGACGUCACUCCUAA